Aedes aegypti (yellow fever mosquito) is the source of this 4111-nucleotide messenger RNA. RefSeq names its product myotubularin-related protein 8 (gene Mtmr6). Gene Ontology annotation, biological process: dephosphorylation. Bases 329 to 2578 code for a protein of 749 amino acids. NCBI's taxonomy places the organism in Eukaryota, Metazoa, Arthropoda, Insecta, Diptera, Culicidae. The transcript is spliced from 10 exons. The record is from RefSeq and is a predicted model, not a curated record. Gene Ontology annotation, molecular function: phosphatase activity; metal ion binding.
UUCCAGUUCGAGUUUUCCACCCGCAUCGGUAAGACCAGUUUUCGGCGGUGGGUCUUUUGACAUUGUAGUUCAAAGAGGUAUUACUGUAAUUGUGUUGGUGCUUUUUCCCACACUUCAGAGAUACAAAGAAGGAUCCAUCGAGGCGGGAUUUGGUGCACUUGAGAACGCUGCUGUCCUGUUUACAAAUUACAAUCGAUUUUCCGCAUAGCGUAGAAUUUGCCCUUUUUCUUCAGUAAUGUGCAUUUGUGAUGAGUGAAGCAUUGAGUGUGGUGCUUAAAAUUUAAUUCUUUCGAAGUUUAUCAACCAACGGGAGAAAUUUGAAUGAACCAUGGCUGAGCCAUUAUCUCCCUCCCAAUCAACAUUCAAACAAAAUUUCGAUCUCGUGACUCCGGAAUUUGAGGAAGAUCCUAAAGUGCUGUGGGGCGUUCCCGUUCCACCGUUCGUCUCCGAUAAAGUGGUCUCGUGGGUAGAAGAAAACUUUCCCAGUCCACCGCCGCAGUUUAUCGAGUUUCAAGGACUAAAUGUGUUGAGAAAGAUCGAAAAUGUGCGAAUGAUAGACCGAUACAACAGCAAAAAUCCAACGGUGGGGGUGUUGUACCUCACGGCGACACAUCUUAUUUUCGUCGAUCCGGAUGUCAACAAGGAAACAUGGGUUUUAUAUAUGCACAUUGCUAGUGUCGAAAAGCUUCCACUGAGCACGACGGGCUCUCCGCUACUCAUACGCUGCAAAACAUUUUUGUCUAUCACGUUUGUCAUUCCCAAGGAGCGUGAGUGUCAUGAUGUGUAUACGACGCUGAUGAAACUAUACCAGCCGGUAAACAUCAAGAAUCUCUAUUGCUUCCAAUAUACAUCCCAUGCCAAAGAGUUGCCAAAGACGGUAGGGUGGGAUUAUUUCAAACUGGAGAACGAAUUCAAACGUAUGCGGACCCCCAACGACCACUGGAGUCUUUGCACGCUAAACCAAAACUACGAACUAUGCGACACCUACCCCCAACAGUUGUACGUGCCAUCUGAGGCGACCACUGCAAUGCUGCUGGGUAGUUCUCGCUUCCGGUCUAAGGGGCGCCUUCCGGCUUUGACCUAUUUACAUUCAAACAAGGCAUCGAUUUGCCGUUGCAGUCAGCCGCUCUCCGGUUUUAGCGCCCGUUGUUUGGAAGACGAACAAAUGUUGGAAGCGAUAAGGAAAACCAAUCCCAACUGUGGAUUUAUGUACGUCGUGGACACGAGACCAAGGAUUAAUGCAAUGGCGAAUCGUGCAGCCGGAAAGGGAUAUGAAAAUGAAGCAAACUACGAAAAUAUCAAAUUCCAAUUCCUCGGCAUCGAAAACAUUCACAUAAUGCGAACAAGCUUACAGAAAGUCAUCGAAUGUUGCGAACAGAAAGCACCCACCAUGAAUAGUUUUCUGAGCGCACUUGAGUCUUCCGGUUGGCUUAAGCACAUACGGUCAAUAUUGGAUACAUCUAGCUUUAUUGCGAAUGCCGUCGACAAGGGAAUUUCCGUUGUUGUACAUUGCUCCGACGGCUGGGAUCGUACCGCACAAGUUUGUUCGUUGGCAGCGCUAAUGUUAGAUCCGUAUUAUCGCACUAUCAAAGGAUUUCAAGCACUUAUCGAAAAAGACUGGCUAGCGUUUGGACACAAGUUUAGCGAUCGCUGCGGACAUAUCCAAAACGAUCCGAAGGAAGUGUCUCCUGUUUUCACCCAACUGUUAGAUUGCACUUGGCAAUUGAUGCAACAGCGCAACGACGCAUUCGAAUUCAACGAGCGCUUUUUGCUGAUCUUGCACGAUCACGUUAUGUCUUGCCAAUUCGGAACGUUUGUCGGAAAUUGCGAGAAGGAUCGUCUGGAUCUGCGGCUGUCGGAGAAGACAUUUUCCCUCUGGGGAUAUAUGUCGAAUCAUUUGAAUGAGUACAUCAAUCCACUCUACCGGCCGGAAAUGGACGAAACCAUACGACCAAAUUUGGCUCCUCAAUGCAUAAAGUUCUGGCGUGGAAUGUACAGUCGAUUCGAAAGUGGAAUUCAUCCGAGGGAACCUUUGGAAGACAUGCUGAUUGCUAGCAAGGACCAUUCAACAUCACUGGAUGAUCAUGUGCAAUUAUUGACUAGGCGUAUCAACAGCUUCAAAAACAUGAUUUCAAAAUCAGCGAAGCGAUUACAGGGCAGCAAAUACGUUGACAACCGUACCAUAGAGGUAAACGACAAUCGCUACAAUUACGAUAAGAGACUGAGCGAGCUGUCCUCUGCUGAUGACGAUCACCCACUCAAGACUUCCAACUUUUCUUUUUCCAAUCUCUCCUCAACCGAGUGCAAUGAGAAUGUCGUUGACGCGAACAAAGUCACGGAGGAAAUUAACUCGGUUGCCAUCGAAUGGAAGCCUCUUAGGAGCGUAUCGAACUGCCCUUCCUGUUCGGUGCCAUUCGACCAAAUCACAAGAAAGCAGAACCACUGUUGGAGAUGCGGCGGGGUCUACUGCAGUCGCUGCAUUGACAAAUCACUCGCACUGGCUGGUCAUGAUAGUGGCAACGUGGUGCCGGUUUGCAAGAACUGUUAUCGCGUCGCGACGCAGGUUAGUCCUACUUAAGCGUUUAGAAUUUUGCCCUGUACCUUUUUUGUCUAAUAAUGUAGCUUAGCUUCACUGGCCUUAGAAGCGUGACUGUUCCAUGUAACAAUGAUGAUCAUAAUUUCUACAUUUUGUUUUUGAAUCAUUCUGGAAAGCGUUAUAGAAAUAUGACGCGAAAUCGUCUCUCUCCUAUGCGAUUUCAAAGUCGCCCAGAAACGAAAAACAAUGUGGAAAUUUAUUACCGCCGUGCGGGGUGACAUUGGGCCUAGGGGGUGACUUUGACCGCCUCUUUCGAUGCAUCUCAUGGCUAGCAGGAACGCCAAAAAACUAAUCUAUGACCAUCUUUUGGCUAUUUAUAACGUAUUCUUGAAGCUUGACAUAUUGUUUUGAUUAUUCCGGCAUUAGCUUGCUGUAAAAAUAUUGGCCCAAAGUCACCCUUAUGGAUCAAUGUCACCCCGCACGAUGGUAGUUUUGAUUUAUAGACACGAUUUUUUCGAUCGUCGCUUCCGUAAUAUGGGACAGUUAUGCUUCCCCUGGCAGUACAUUUCAUAUGAAUAUAUUGUAAAUUAGUAUGGAUAUGUAUUAAUGUAUGUUUAAAUUUAUGAUGAUGGUCUGUUAUAUUUAUUUAUAGUCUUUGAGUAAAAAACUAAUUAAAAUACAAAGGUAGUGCAGAAGAAAGGAAUACACAGAAAACCGUUUAUGGGAUUAGCGUUCCUAUUAUUCAUAUUAUCUUCAAUGAUAAGCUUACUGUACAACAAAAACUGAUUGAAGAUUGAAUUAUAAAUUAUUAUUUCGCUUUCAAGGAUAAAGUCAACAAAUGUUUUAAGGUACACGAUACACGGUGACAAAUAUUUGACUGGGAUCUAACAGCGAUACAAGCAUUCAUUUGAAACUAUUAGUUUUUUGUAGCUUCAAACGAACGUUCUUCAUUUCAAUGACAUUCGAAUGUUUGACCUCGUGUACUGAAGGCUUCACACUAACAAUGAUUAUCCAGCUUUUUACGAGCGCUAAUGGUUGCCGCCAACAGGCUCACUUUCUAGUAUUAUUUAGUCGAUUUGACGUUUGGCUUGGGUUGGCUCAAUAUAAAACGACCCAAGCCAAACGUCAAAUCGACCGAUCCCUACCAGAAAGCGAGCCUAUUGGCAGCAGCCAUUAGCGCUUUUAAAAAGCUGGAUAACAAAACGUCAGGUAAAACUAUUGGCUAAGAAUGAAUAAUAAUGGAACACUUCUUCUAUUUCAUCACGUCAUUUGCUCCUUCGUUUAUUCACUUGGAAAUUAUCGCUAAAACUUAAUUGCUUUUGACGUGUGCCCUCUUCAAGCACACUAUCAAUUGGCUCUUUCAAAUAGUUUAACAUAAGAUAACAAUCGUUCCCUGAUCUUCGUUCAGUCGAUAUCGCUGAAAACAAAUGUUUCAAUUAAAAUACUGACUAAAACAAAAUGGUCAACUUUAUUUUUUACUGGUUCAAUCAGUAAAACAUAUGAUACUAGUUGAGCAAACACUCUAAAAUAAAGUUACACCAAAUCGCACUCUUCUGAGCCAACACACCUUGUAUG